Molecule: messenger RNA, 3482 nt
Organism: Petromyzon marinus (sea lamprey)
Lineage: Eukaryota; Metazoa; Chordata; Hyperoartia; Petromyzontiformes; Petromyzontidae
Source: RefSeq, a predicted model, not a curated record
UGCGAGGCGGAGCGGUCGCACGCGCUGCGUCUGCGCGAGCGCCAGCGCUUCUUUGAGGAGGCGUUCCAGCAGGACGUGGAGCACUACCUCUCGAACCGGCGUGCUGCAGCUGCACGGCGCGGGAGGCGGCACCCGCUGGGCAGCGUCUCCUCCAUGGAGGUGAACGUCGAUCUGCUGGAGCAGGUGGAGCUGCUCGACGUGUCGGACCACGAGGCCCUCGACGUCUUCCUCAACUCCCCCUCGUCUCCCUCCGCGGCGUCCGCGUCGGACUCCUCCUCCUGCUCCUCCACCGCGACAUCGGCCACCUCGUCGGUGUCCUCCAUGGGACCCAGCUGUCAAAUGUCCCCGCGCCACGUGUGGCGCGCCAGCUCCACCAGCAGCAGCAGCGAGGUGUCCGGCCCCGACUCGACGCCGCUCUUCUCCCCCCUGCCACCCCCUCCCCUCCCCCCGCCCUCCCCCCCCACCACAACCGCCACCGCCGGCAACUUCACAGCCAACAUCGCCGCCGUCGCCACCGGGGCGGUUAACGACGAUGAGGACGAGGAGGAGGAGGGCAACGGAGUGGCGGUCCCCUCUGUGCAGGCGGAUGAGGAGGAGGUGUUUGUGGACACGGAGCUCACGGCCGCCUCGGAGGACUCGUCCCCUCGGCCCUGUGACUCGGACACUGACUAGCGGGCAGGCGGGCGGGCGGGAGGUCUGAAAAUCAGUCUGACGGGUGCGGGGACAGUCUUACCAUCAGUCUAACGGCGGGGUGGAUGGUGUAACGAGCGGUUGGUCCAGUCGAGCGGGUGAUCUGAUCGCCAGCGUGUAAAGAGUAGAUGAACUCGCGAGUGAAUAGUCUACAAGGGCAGAUGGUUUUUAUAAUCAGUCGGUGGAACGAGUGAGUUGUCUGAUGAGUGGACGGUCUAACCAUUAGUUUAACGAGCUAACGGUGUAGCGGGUGGACGGCCUAAUGGCUAGACCGUCUAACCAUCGGCCUAACAGCAGGUGGCCAAGCUAACGGGUGGACAGAGAAUCUUAAUGAGCAUCCAGUUUAUCGGACGGACAGUCUUAACCAUCAUCCUUAAAGGGCAUCCAAUAGUAUGGGUAGUCGACAGGCUAACGAUCACGACGGCCUAACAUGCGGGGGGUCUAAUCGUAUUUCCAUCCUCUGUGGAGGGUAGCCGUGCAGAGAGUCCAACGAGCAGCAGACAAUCGAACGAGCAGGCGGCGUUGACCGGGCGACGGCCGUAACUUUUGGGCAGCCCGAGAAGGGGUGGAAGUUUGAAGGAUUGGAUGUUGUCGCCUAAUGAUGGAUGGUUGCACGGUCUAAUGAGUCGGAGGGUGUCCCCCCGACUCAGCAUAACAAACGGGGUGGAUGGAAUUAACGGGCAGUCUUUUAACGAGCAGCAGUUCUUAAGUGAGCAGCAGGUUUAAUUGGCGCUGCCUUGCCUCGGCCAGAAUCUGAAUGUGCGCGACUGUGUGUGGGGGAAUGAAUGAUAAAUUGGUUUAACAAUGAAAAGAAAAACGCAAAAAACGGUGGUUUUGUUUUUCUUGUCACGAUACUUAGAAUCCCUUUCACGUGAGAGAGACGGCCCGCAGAAGCGGACGUUGCAGAACUACCCUCGAGAUCCCUUCAAGUGAAUUUCCAUCCACGUGGUAGGGGGCAGCACUUAUCUCGCACUUAGCUAGCAACAAAAUAAAUAAGCGGACAAUGUCUCCUUCGUAUAUAUCCGUCUCUCCACGUGCAAAAUGAAAGUGAUUCUUACACAACCCAUCAGCCGUGCGGUCUGCUAGGAGAGCAUCAUUUCAGGAGAAUUGAUUCAAGACGAGCAAAAACCCGGGCUGGUUUCGACGUUCAGCGUCUCAUCAGUGGCAGGGUCAGGCUUGCUUGAAGCAAAGCUUUGGUGAGCUGACGUUCUUUACAGGCUGCUGUGUUUCAGGCCCGUCUGCGUGUCGAAAAAACGCAACGGCGUGCCCGACCGCGCGUGUUCGGGCCCCUUUGUCAAGUCCGCUGCUGGAUGAAGGCCUCUCCGUGCCAGUCACUGGGUGCUGUUUGGCCAUACUUCACCGCAACCGGUGAGCGUGAGUUGGUGAACGGGGCGGCACCCAGGACCACGUGAGGAGUCACACGCCCCCAUGUCACCCGUGGCUGGGAAUCUGAACCAAAAGGGGGGUAGCUGGGUUUGUAGCGCAGUGCGCUGUACAACGUAAUAACCGUCAAUUAAAAAGUUCGUUUUUGUAAUUCAUUAACGCAAGCUUAAACUAUUGCCCUAUCCUGGAUUUAAGGCUGAAAUCAUCAUCAGCUAUUUUGGACCCUAUGCUGGAUUUAAGGCCUCUCAAAAUCCACCGAUAUCACUCGCAGUCCUGUGAAAGAAUCCUGAAUCAUCUCGAAGACAAAAAUAAUUAUUUUUAGGUUGCGUCCUUUAAGAGGCACUGAGGACUCACUUUCACACUGGCCCUAAUCCCUAGCACUUAGCCUGAAGACUAAAGCCUCGCCAGCCUAUACCUCGAGCCCUAACCCUAGCCUGAGCAUUAAUUCUCUGCAAGCCUCGCACUUAAACUAACCAGUAGCCAUAGCUUUAGUCUUAGCCAUAAGGUGAAGGGGCAGCCCUGCAAUGUCUUGCUGUCAACACUGCUGGUGUAUGUACCUAUGUAUGUAUGUAUGUGGAACUUCUCUCGGACCGUGCGUGGACCACCGCGCUAAUCGGAGGUGCGCAGGAAGGGGGACAGCAAGCUGAAACACAAAAAGUCCGUUCUAAAGAAGUGAGUGUGAAAAAAAUAGCCUCCACUGGAGGUCGAUCGAGAGAGGGGCCCCCCACCAGGGAGGGAGUUAAAUCCUCCUCCGUCACACUGGCCAGACGACUCGGAAGAGGCGGGAGUUCACCCACACUUUUACCCCACUGCACGCGACCUGCCGGUCGUCCACUGAGCUGCAACGUGUACCCCUCGAUGCUGCUCGGUUUGACACAUGUGUAGGAGGAGGAGGAGGAGGGGGGGGAUUUAAAAACUUACAAACUUACCUUUUUUUUCGCAGUUGCCUUGCCCCGGGAGUUCUAGCCAGCGACCUCUGCAUUGCAAGUCCAGUUUGCUAAACACAGUGCUAACCACAUGCCAACGCCAAUUAACUCGGCAUUUUAUUCCGUGCUUAAUAAUAACGAUAUUAUUGUUGAGCGUCAGGCGGGCGCUGCUACAAUGAGAUGUUUGGCCAAUGCCAUUAAUUAAGCGCACAUUAUUUUUCGCCCGCGUUCCCAAGGCAGGACCCUCCUGGAAAAGAGAAGUCUUGAGACUCUGUUGAGUAAUUGAGCAGGUGGUGUGCUGCUCUUCCUGUGUGUGGGAUUGUCGGUGUGUGUUAUAACUUCGUUGGAUUCGAUUUUCUCCAAACGCCCACGGUUUUCCUCCCAUAAUAACGACACUAUUACUUUACAUCCCCUUGCUAAUCGCCCUGCCGAUGCUGUGUCGGUGGGCAGAAAUUAAUCUGGGAACCUACUGGACAUCUGUGA